Mytilus trossulus (common blue mussel) is the source of this 2184-nucleotide messenger RNA. RefSeq names its product syntenin-1-like. Gene Ontology annotation, molecular function: protein binding. Lineage: Eukaryota; Metazoa; Mollusca; Bivalvia; Mytilida; Mytilidae. The coding region runs from base 191 to 1114 and encodes 307 amino acids. The record is from RefSeq and is a predicted model, not a curated record. Gene Ontology annotation, cellular component: plasma membrane; cytoplasm. The transcript has 8 exons.
AAAAUUAGAAGUGAAAGUCAAGGGCACAUGACUAAUGACGUCAUCUAAUCAGGAGACAUUGUGAAAGGGGUAAUAGUCAUAAUAUUCACAAAAUACACAUAAAUACAUAUCUACCUUUCAUUCAAGAAGAAAUAUUGUCAAGAGGAAAAUCGAAUCAUUGUCGAUAACAGAUCUACUUAAGUAAAACAAGAUGUCUCGUUUAUACCCAACAUUAGAAGAUAUGAAGGUUGACCAGAUGCAGCAGGCUCAGCAUCAGUAUGAGUCAUCAGCUGCAAGUCAACCAAUCACAUACCCUCAACAAGGGGCACCUGCUACCUACCCACAACAAGGAACAGCAGCUCCCUACCCACAGCAGAGUGGUUCAUCUCUGUAUCCCUCACUGGGAGAGUACAUGGGAUUAAAUCUCACACCAGAGUUUCUUGAACAAAACAUGCCAGUAGUACCACAUAAUAUGCAGAUAGCUACUACACCAAGUCCUAGUCAGUCUAUGAUUGCACCAAUAACUGGACAAGGAAACAAAGGUUUAGUGAGAGCUGAAAUCAAAGGAGGUGUUAGAGAACUAGUAGCAUGUAAGGAUGGUGAUGGCAAAAUAGGUCUUAGAUUACGUCAUAUCAACAGUGGUUUGUUUGUUGCCCUUGUACAAAAUAAUUUGCCAGCAGCUUUAGCUGGGUUACGGUUUGGGGACCAGAUUUUACAGAUCAAUGGACAGAAUGUAGCUGGAUGGAAUACAGAUAAAGCACAUGAGUUCCUAAAAAAAGCAAACCCUGACAGAAUUACAUUUGCUAUAAGAGACAGACCAUUUGAAAGAACAAUAACAAUGCAAAAAGACAGUGCUGGGUACAUUGGUUUUGUAUUUAAAGAUGGAAAAAUUAAAUCCAUUGUGAAAGAUUCAUCAGCAGCAAGGAAUGGCGUGUUAACAGACCAUCAUCUGAUUGAGGUUGGAGGCCAGAAUGUUGUUGGUUUGAAGGAUGAUAAAAUCUCAGAGAUCAUUGAUGCUGGUGGUAGAUCCAUCACAAUCACACUCAUGCCAUCAUUCUUAUAUGAACAUAUAGUCAAAUGCAUGGGUAACAGCAUCGUGAAGAAAUUGAUGGAUCAUAGCAUUCCAGAUGUGUAAAAAACUUAUAAAACAUAGACCGUAGACCGAAAUGUAUAGAGAAUGUCUGAUUAUUAAUAUGUCUUUAUAUUAAAAACAGUCAAUUAUGAGAUAGUUGUGGACCCAAAGGCUAUUAGAAUUCUGUGAUAGAGAUUUAAAAAAUUAAACCAAUAGAAAUCCACAAACUGUUAAACUAUUGAUAAUAAGGAAUUUUAUAUGUUUGUGGUUACUUUUAUACUAGUCUUGAUUUGUUUUUCUUCGUAAGGUAAAAGCAAAACAGGGAAUUUGUGAAAUAUGAAUGUUUCUUAAAAACGCAAAUUUCCCCCAAACAAAUGUUUGGAGUUAAACAUUUUUAUUUUGUAAAGACCUGUAUUUUAGUAUAUUUAUACUUCUUAAACCAAGUUUAUAGAAAGAAAAUAUAUAAAAAUCAUUAUUUUUGGACAAUGUGAUAAAAAAACACUAGUUUAUUAAUAUGAUUGUAAUUAUUGUUGUUGUUUUGGAUUUUAUCUUGUCUUUCUUAUUUAUGGCUGUGGGAGCACAAAUUGUUUGCAGCAAAGUAGCUGGAAUAUUUUUAACAUAUUUUUACUUACUUCUGCAUGAGAACCAUAAUUAUAAAUGACGUAAGAAUUACCAUGUAAUUUAUUAUCAAGCUGUAAUUCAUGUGUUAUAUGAAUAUAAUUAUUUUGAUGUAGUCAUUUGCACAGUUAGGUGUUAUAUAGUUUGGUAGAUAUAUGUGUGAUAAUUGUUCAUUCUGCAUUGUUCUAAAACCAAAUUUUAACCACUUCAGUCAUAUUUCGUAAAUAUUUGUAAGUCUCAUUUGAUAAGCAUAUUGGAUAAAUUUCCUUAUGUCAGUUUAUUUAGGAAAAUUGAAACAUUUUCAAAUGUCUUUAAAAUAUAAUCUUGCAUAAAAAAAAAAUCUUUUAGUUAUUUAGAUAUAUGAAGUCCUCUUUUGAAGUCAAAUGUAUUUGUUAAAAUCUUUGCAGAAAACACUUGUGUUCUCUUUUUUUUAGACUGUCAAUGUAUUUUGCUAAAAUUGUGGUAUACUAUUUUGUUAAUUCUUUGUUAUUUAAUAUUAAAAAAUCAAUUAAAUA